Molecule: messenger RNA, 1269 nt
Organism: Dinoponera quadriceps
Lineage: Eukaryota; Metazoa; Arthropoda; Insecta; Hymenoptera; Formicidae
Exons: 5
Biological process (GO): detection of chemical stimulus involved in sensory perception of smell; sensory perception of smell
Cellular component (GO): plasma membrane
Molecular function (GO): olfactory receptor activity; odorant binding
Source: RefSeq, a predicted model, not a curated record
AUGGACUUCCGAAGUGUAAAUCCUCUCAAUGAUCGAUUGAACAAGAUCUCAGGCAAUCUGCUACCGAUGACUGCUAACGGUUUGUCGUUUCCAAUAUACUGGCAGAUGUAUAGCAUCGCAAUAUGGCUACUGGAAAUUAUUCAAAUGAGCAUAUUAAUCCCCGGAUGCUUUCUCGUACCAAUGGAGACCGCUGUGAAAAACGGCAUGAUUGGCGUCGCAAUCACGUUUGAGGUGUUUUUCGUAGUUGUGCGACUUCACUCAUGCAGGGGGCUGAUACAACGCUUGAUCAAGAAACUAAACGACAUCAUGUUCUUGGACGAUGAGCUAAUGCGGAAUAUCGUGAGAACAACCCUCAAGUCGAUGGAUAUGCCUCUCAAAUUUUGUUGGUUGACCGGCGUGGGGUCCGUGAUCUUGUGGUGUAGCCCACCGUAUGUGUUGAUGUUUCAGAAGGAUCUCUUCUUUUACUUGGAUUAUAAGAUGCCGGUCGCCUUCGGCACAGAACCGUUCUCCACCGGGGUUUUUGUGGUGGGAAGCCUCAUCGUGUCAACUAGCAGCGCGUACAUUUUUACGAAGAAGAUUGCCGCCGACACAUACAUGAUACAUCUGAUACUACUAGUAACGGCGCAGUAUCGAUACAUUGCGUUGAAGCUGUCACUGGUGAUACGAGACGGAUGUCUAAAGAGUAAUCUCAACGGUCCUAUCGGAAAAGAACGAUAUUCUGAGGUAGAUCGGUGCACGAAAAUGCAGAUCAAAGCGUUGUGUCGACAUCACAACGCCAUGCUUUACGUGACGCUUAUGUUGAAAGAGCUGCUAUCGCUAAACUUCAGCCUAAUAUACGUGAACAACGUUUUUCGCUUCUGCUCUAUUGCCUUCAUGUUAUUAGUAGUAUCAUCCACGAGCUUCGUGGAAAGCGCAGGAGUUGUUAUAUACGCCUGCGGUGGCACAGUUCAACUCUAUCUAUUGUGUUAUUGUGUGCAUCAGUUGUUAGAUGCGACUAUCGAAAUAACUAACAAAGCUUUUCAUGAAGAAUGGUACAAACACGGAGCGUUUAUAAAACGUAUAUUUAUAAUGCUGAUAACGACUAAUCGUUUAGAGUGCAGACUGUCGCGAUUUGAAAAAUUUAAUCUGUCUCUGCCCUCGUUCAUGGCGAUAGUCUUAGUGAAUGCGUUAAUCUCCGGAUGCAUGUACCAAAACGGCAUAAUCUGCUUAGUAGUUGCUAAGGAGAUGUUUUACACGAUCAUGCAAUUCCAUCUCCAUAAGGAUUAUGGA